Trichogramma pretiosum is the source of this 1548-nucleotide messenger RNA. RefSeq names its product ras-related protein Rab-10 (gene Rab10). The coding region runs from base 1 to 603 and encodes 200 amino acids. Gene Ontology annotation, cellular component: Golgi apparatus; recycling endosome; insulin-responsive compartment. Lineage: Eukaryota; Metazoa; Arthropoda; Insecta; Hymenoptera; Trichogrammatidae. The transcript is spliced from 5 exons. Gene Ontology annotation, biological process: cellular response to insulin stimulus. Gene Ontology annotation, molecular function: GTPase activity; GTP binding. The record is from RefSeq and is a predicted model, not a curated record.
AUGGCGAAGAAGACCUACGAUUUGUUGUUCAAAUUGUUGCUCAUCGGCGACAGCGGUGUCGGCAAAACGUGCAUACUCUUUCGUUUUUCCGACGACGCCUUCUCGACGACGUUCAUAUCGACCAUAGGAAUAGAUUUCAAAAUCAAAACUGUAGAAUUACGGGGCAAAAAAAUAAAACUUCAAAUAUGGGAUACUGCUGGUCAAGAGCGGUUUCACACUAUCACAACUUCUUAUUACAGAGGUGCAAUGGGUAUAAUGUUAGUGUAUGACAUAACAGCAGAAAAAUCUUUUGAAAAUAUUGUUAAUUGGUUGAGAAAUAUUGACGAGCAUGCAAGUGAAAACGUCGAAAAAAUGAUCUUGGGAAAUAAAAGCGACAUGGAAGAUAAACGCGUUGUGAGUACUGAAAAGGGAGAAAAAAUCGCUAGAGAGCAUGGCAUACGUUUUAUGGAGACAUCAGCAAAAGCCGACAUCAACAUCGAUCGUGCCUUCCGUGAAUUGGCAGAAGCAAUAUUUGACAAAACGCAAGGCAGAGAUCCUCACGAUGCACCAGACCGCGUACAGGUCGAUCGCAGACAAGAAAAGACAAGCAGUCGUUGCUGCUGAAUCAGUUUCAUACUACAUCGUUACCGCUGAUAAUAACUGACCGUUGUUCACUAUGAUUUACACAAUUACGCUAAUAUUGCAGCCAGGAGCUGUCUGUAGUCAUGCUGAAGAAACAAAGCAGACGCACUACCAAUCAUAAAUUAGAUAUCCAAGUUCAAAUACUCACUGAUUCUCUUAUUAACGAUGCGUUUAAUAGACGAUUAAUGCGUCGAUGAAUAAACGCGCAAUAAGCUACCAUACUUGCUUUAGUUUCGGCCGAACAAAUUUUAAUACUCUUCUAUCUUAAGCUUGUUCUCUUUUCUAUAACUUCUUUAACUGUGUUUACGCUCGAUAUUGUUCGUUUCUACUUAUAUAUUGUAUUAAAAACGAUGAAACACGAGUGAAUGUGCGCAUAUCUCAUUAUUAUUCAUAAAUGUAUUGUCGCACACAUGCAUUGAAUCUCUUCACGAAGAAAUACGCCUUGUAUCAAUGCGGUUUGUUUCGAUUUUUGCUCUUACAUUUAUAUAAUAUUACUGCUAGCAAUCACAUUAACAAAAUAAAUUCGCGUUAACUAUAUAUUAAUAUUAAUAUGAUUAACUCACGUAAGACUGUUCUCGAUGACAAUGUAGGAGGUUGUAUUGUGAUUUGUUGUAUAGAAAGUAAGAUUUUUCGUAAUAUUAAUGUACAAUUGAGCUGAUACGCGAUCGAUGUCGUAAAAUGUAAUGAGUAUUACUUAUUUCAAUGUCGUUUUCACCUUAAAAAUAUAUGAAAAGACUUCUUGAUGGAGAAUGAUUUUCUCUGCAAGUUUUUUUGUACAUUGUAUAGUUUAAUCAUCUAAAGAUCAUUUUGUACCAUUCACGAUGCUAUACAACUCAACAUGAAAAUUGAGCUUAUGCGAAAAGUAAGCCAACAAAAUUCAUAUUUUUUUAAUAUUUUCGGUAGAUAAAAAUACUUAAUUCAUAAGUA